UGCAUGCUGCUGGAUGGGCGCAUUGAUUGGAAUACCAUCUCAGUCCCAUCUACACCUCCAUGCUUUACACCGGAGACCAAUAAUGAGGCCAAACAGUCAAGCGCUCAAACACAGAUCCUCACAUGACACAGAGAGGGAAUUUGGAGGAGCCCUGGGUGCUUUAUGCAUACCCGUCCUUCUCCCAUUGACGGUGCUGUUCCUGAUUGGUGUGAGUCGAUCCCCUGAGGCCAGUGUGCUCCAGUGGCCCCCUCCACUCCCCUCCACUGACCAGCUAUGGGACCCUCUGGCCCUCGUGCUUCUGCUGGGCUGGAUUGCUCUGCAUGCCCUCCUCUAUGUGAUGCCAUUAGGAAAGGUGUCUGAAGGAUUAGUGCUGAGGGAUGGAACGCGCCUCAAGUAUCCCAUAAAUGGUUUUCAUGGCCUGUGCGUCAGCGGUGUGUUGCUGAUGUUAUUACUGGUGCUCGGGGCUCCUCUGGGGUAUCUGUUUGAGCUGCUGCUGCCUCUAGCAGUGUGUGCAAUAGCAGUCUCGUUCCUGUUCUCUGUCUACCUCUACAUCCGCUCCUUUUGGGUCCCGUCUCAUGCUCUCGCCUUGGGGGGCAACACAGGAAAUCCCCUCUAUGACUUCUUCAUCGGACGGGAGCUGAACCCUCGGAUUGGAAACUUUGACCUUAAAUAUUUCUGUGAGCUCAGACCGGGUCUGAUUGGCUGGGUGGUCAUAAACCUUGGCAUGUUGAUGAAGGAGGUGGAGCUUCGCGGUUCCCCCUCACUCGCCAUGAUACUGGUCAACAGUUUCCAGCUGCUGUACGUGGCAGAUGCUCUGUGGAAUGAGGAGGCUGUUCUGACAACCAUGGACAUUGUGCAUGAUGGUUUUGGCUUCAUGUUGGUCUUUGGGGACCUGGCCUGGGUUCCCUUCACAUACGGCCUGCAAGCUUCCUUCCUUGUUGUGCAUCCACAGGCCCUAAGUUCACUCGGAGCAGCGUCUAUAAUAGCACUGAAUGGUAUUGGAUAUUAUAUUUUCAGAAGAUCCAACUCACAGAAGAACCAGUUCAGACGAGACCCUACACAUCCAAGUGUUGCAAGACUGGAGACCAUCGCCACAGCAACAGGGAAACGUCUGCUGGUGUCUGGCUGGUGGGGGCUCGUCCGUCAUCCCAAUUACCUCGGUGACCUCCUCAUGGCCCUGGCGUGGUCCCUGCCAUGUGGUUUCUCUCAUCUUCUGCCUUACUUCUAUGUCAUAUAUUUCACUGUCUUGCUGAUUCACCGAGAGGACCGUGAUGAGAGACAGUGUAGGGCCAAAUACGGACUAGCAUGGGACACCUACUGUCAUCGUGUCCCCUACAGGAUCUUCCCUUAUAUCUACUGAACUGGAAAGCAGACACGUGGAACGGGACCAAAACUGUCUCCAACACAAACUUAGCAAUAACUUAAAAUGUAAAUCCAUUUUCAGUUACACAGACCACAAACUAUUAUCCAGUGCUGCUACUGGGUAUCUGCAGGGAUCUCAUAAUUUCUAUCGGCCUUGUUUGGUAAGGCUGUGGUUCAGUCACAAAAUGAUGUUCAAUGGAUCACUAUUUCUAAUUCAUUGAUUUUUUUUUAACUUUAAAACCUCUGAAUCUGAUUAAGGUAAAUCAGUUUGAAGACACUUUUUCAGCUUAAGCAUUCCAGAAAAAAAGGCCUUGUGAGUCUUUUCUCAUAAAAAUAAUUGAUAUUUUCUUUCAAAAAUGUAAUGAAAAAAUGUAAUCCCAGAAAAAUAAAAUGCAUUUCCAUGUGAACAUCAGUGCCUAUUUAAAUGAAAAGACUGGGUCACAGCAUUGUUACCAACUUUCUUUUUUUUUUGUUUUUAAUAUCUCCUUUUUUUGUGUAUCUGUUAAAUACAUUUAUAAACAAUUAAAAAACACCAAACAACA
This is a messenger RNA of Anoplopoma fimbria (sablefish), 1904 nucleotides long. RefSeq names its product transmembrane 7 superfamily member 2 (gene tm7sf2). The record is from RefSeq and is a predicted model, not a curated record. The coding region runs from base 14 to 1360 and encodes 448 amino acids. Lineage: Eukaryota; Metazoa; Chordata; Actinopteri; Perciformes; Anoplopomatidae. Gene Ontology annotation, molecular function: oxidoreductase activity, acting on the CH-CH group of donors, NAD or NADP as acceptor. Gene Ontology annotation, cellular component: nuclear inner membrane; endoplasmic reticulum membrane. The transcript is spliced from 11 exons. Gene Ontology annotation, biological process: sterol biosynthetic process.